Messenger RNA from Striga asiatica, 4669 nucleotides. Lineage: Eukaryota; Viridiplantae; Streptophyta; Magnoliopsida; Lamiales; Orobanchaceae. The record is from the annotation of a GenBank genome assembly.
UUUACAUAGCUUGUGGCGAAGUCCUUUUAACAGCACACCAUCGGGCUUGGAGCCAAUGUAAAAUCUUGACGGGACAAUAAGUACAUAACACUGUUCGGCUGUUCCACUGCCGCCGCCGCGUUCGCCUUCGGCCUUCUCUUGAUGCAUUACUGCACGAUCUCAAUGUUAUCAUAGCUAUCACCUUUCCUCUCGUUGAUUGUAGUAUUCGUUUCGUAGGGUUAGGAUUUCAGAUCAAGGAAUACAAUGUAUUCCACAAAGCAUCGAUUCUUCUUCGCCAUUAUGAUUUUCCACUGUUAUGAGCUCGCUAUUGCUGAUUCUAUACAUGGAUGUGGGGGAUUUGUUGAGGUGGCGAGUCGAGCACUGAUAAGAUCGAGGAAGUCAACUGAUUCAAAAUUGGAUUACUCUCACGUUACGGUUGAGCUGCGGACAUUGGACGGAUUGGUUAAGGACCGAACACAAUGUGCUCCUAAUGGUUAUUAUUUCAUUCCAGUUUACGACAAGAUGCUUGUAUUUUUCACGUUUAUCCUCCCGCAAUGGUUUGUUUCUACGAGGAUUCCAUAUAUUAUUGAUACUCUUAUCUAUCCUAUUCCCAAUAUCCCUUGUUUCCCAAACAGCCUCAUCCUCCAAAAACAGAUUCACCGAAUGCUUAAGGUUCCUGUUGUUGUUGAUCACAAGGGUUGUAAUGCUAAUGAAGAUAUAAAUUUUCAAUUUACUGGAUUCUCCUUAUCUGGAAGAGUUGUUGGAGCAGUUUCCGGGGGUCACUGUUCACAUAGAAGUGGUGGGCCAUCAAAUGUGAUCGUCAAGCUUUCAUCUCCCAGUGGGGAUGUUGUUUCUUCUGUUUCAACUACAUCGACGGGAAGUUACUCAUUUGAGAACAUCAUUCCAGAGUGUGGACUGGAAACCAGCAUUCCAGAACUUCAUUUCUGUGAAGUCAAUAGGGUAGCUGCGCUAUCUGUCAUUCACUCAUUCUUGAUGAUAAAUAUACCUGGUGCAGGAAAGUAUAAGAUAGGUGCUUUCCGGCAUGAUUUAAACAUAGAGAUCAAGGGUUCUGGAGAGGUGGAAUUAGGUUUCGAUAAUGGCGUGGUAGAUGAUAUAUUUUUUGCAUCGGGAUAUGAUAUUCGUGGCUAUGUGGUUGCUCAGGGAAAUCCGAUACUGGGAGUUCAUUUUUAUCUAUACUCAGAUGAUGUCUUGGAGCUGAACUGUCAGCAUGACUCUCAGCAUGACUCUGGUAAUGCACCUGGGCUUGGGAAAGCUCUUUGUCAUGCUGUAUCUGAUGCUGAUGGGAUGUUCAAGUUCACAUCAAUACCGUGUGGGACAUACAAGCUCAUACCGUUCUACAAUGGUGAGAAUACCGUUUUUGAUGUUUCACCACCUUCAAUGUUGGUGUCGGUUGAGCAUGAUCAUGUUGUAGUCCCUCAAAAAUUUCAGGUUACUGGGUUUUCUGUAGGAGGCCGUGUGAUUGAUGGUAAUGGUAAUGGAGUUGAUGCUGCAAAAGUUUUCGUGAAUGGUCUUGAAAGAUCAAUAACUGAUGCAGAAGGUUAUUACAAACUUGAUCAGGUUACCUCGAAAAGAUACAGUAUCGAAGUGAAGAAAGAGCACUACAAGUUUGAAAGGUUGAACGACUUUCUGGUUUUGCCAAACAUGGUUUCAAUUGCUAAUAUCAAAGCAAUAUCAUAUGAUGUAUGCGGCACGGCUCAGACGAUUAGUUCUGCAUACAAAGCUAAGGUUGCUUUGACUCAUGGACCAGAGAAUGUCAAACCGCAAGUGAAGCACACUGAUGAAAGUGGUAACUUUUGCUUUGAGGUUCUACCUGGCGAAUAUCGCUUAUCUGCUUUUGCAGCAACACCUGAGAGUGCUCCAGAACUUCAGUUUUCACCAAAUUACAUAGAUGUUACUGUUCAUAAACCAUUACUAGAUAUCAAGUUUUAUCAGGCACAAGUCAACGUUCAUGGGUCAGUAGUUUGCAAAGACAAAUGUGGGCCUGCUGUUUCUGUAAUGCUUGUGAGACUCGAUGGUAAAAGUCAAGAAGAGAGUUCAGUUAGUUUGACUGAUCCGAGUAAUAAGUUUUCAUUCUCCAACGUUCUCCCGGGGAAAUACAGAAUUGAGGUAAAAACUCAUGCCACUGGAGUCUCAUCAGGCGAAGAUGUAUGGUGUUGGGAACAGAAUAGUAUAAAUGUGAUUGUUGGUGUGGAAGAUGUUGAUGGGAUUACUUUUAUUCAGAAAGGCUAUUUGGUAAAGGUAAUUUCCAGCCAUGAUGUCGAUGCUUACCUGAAAGGUUCCAAUCAGAUUUGUGUAGAGUCUCCUGGUGUGCAUGAACUCCAUUUCAUUGACUCGUGUAUUUCCUUUGGGAGCUCUACUUGGAAAAUUGACACAUCAGAUCAGUCGCCUAUUAACUUAAAGGGUGAAAAGUAUUUGCUGAGAGGGCGUAUAGACAUCAAGUCAAAAUCAAAAGAGGAUUUACCUGAGAGUAUAUCGCUUGUCAUCUUAGACGAUCAAGAAACAUUAGUUGAUGGUACAGUUGGCAAACUUGUCUCAGCUGAAGUUGAUCACUCAGAGGUUGCUGUCUAUGAGUAUUCUGUGUGGGCUAAUUCUGGGAAAAACCUCAUCUUUGCCCCUCGUGACUCAUGGUUGAUGUCUCCUGGGAUGACUAAUCUAGAACUUUUGCUUGAUUUUUUGUUAACCAGGAAUGGUGUGGGAAAGCAAAUCUUAUUUUAUCCUAAACAACAGAAUGUUUCAGUGGAACAAGGUGGAUGUCAAGCUCCAAUUGCUCCAUUUUCUGGUCGAUUAGGUUUAUAUAUUAAAGGAUCAGUUACACCCCCUCUUGCUCAUGUUCGCAUAAAAGUUCUUGCACAGACAGAUAGUCGUAUUUCUACACUUAAACAAGGCGAUACCGCACUUGAAGUUACCACAGGGGCAGAUGGUUUAUAUCUUGCUGGACCGCUUUAUGAUGAUAUAGGUUACAGCAUAGAGGCAUCAAAGCCUGGUUAUUAUGUAAAACAAAUUGGACAGUAUGCCUUUUCUUGCCAGAAGUUGGGUCAGAUUUCAGUACGAUUAUAUUCUAAAGAAGAAAGCAAUGAGCCUUUUCCUUCUGUUCUUUUGUCAUUGAGUGGCGAGGAUGGAUAUAGAAACAAUUCAGUGACUGGUGUUGGUGGCAAUUUCAUAUUUGAUAACUUAUUUCCUGGGAGUUUUUACCUCCGACCUUUAUUGAAGGAAUAUGCAUUCUCCCCUCCUGCUGAGGCCAUCGACCUUGCUUCUGGCGAAUCAAAGGAAGUUGUCUUCUAUGCUAAUCGCAUUGCUUUUAGUGUGAUGGGCAGAGUUACUCUAUUGUCUGGUCAACCAAAAGAAGGUUUGUCUAUUGAAGCGAGGGCCGAGGCAGAAGGAUUUUAUGAGGAGACGGUAACAGACUCAUCAGGAAGUUAUCGGCUGAGGGGACUCCAACCGCUUACCACUUAUGCAAUUAAAAUAGCAAGGAAGAGCAAACUUGAUGACACACAUAUUGAGCGGGCAUCUCCGGAGUUCUUGAGUGUUAAGAUUGGCUAUGAGGAUAUGAAGGAAUUGAAUUUUGUAGUCUUCGAAGUGCCAGAGGUUACCAUAUUAAGUGGCCAUGUGGAAGGACCUAAUAUUAAGGAGCUCUGGCCCCAUAUCAGAGUGGAGAUUAGGUCAGCUGUUGACGAGUCAAAGGUUGUGUCCGUAUUUCCAUUGCCAAUUUCAAACUUCUUUCAGGUGAAAGACUUGCCUAAGGGUAAGCACCUUGUCCAGCUCCGAUCUGCUAUGCCAUCCAAUGCUCACAGAUUUGAAUCUGAUGUCAUUGAGAUAGACUUAGAGAUGCAACCUCAAAUUCAUGUCGGCCCAUUGAACUAUAGGAUUCAUGAGGACAAUUACAAGCAGGAAUUGACUCCAGCUCCCGUGUAUCCUCUAGUUGUCGGGAUUUCAGUGAUUGCUCUGUUCAUAAGCAUGCCAAGAUUGAAGGAUCUAUAUCAAGCUUCCAUUGGAGUUUCAACGGCAGGGCCCUCUACAACUGCAAAGAAAGACGUUAAGAAACUGGUCGUGAGAAAAAAGACCUACUGAGUAUUUCUUUUUGGCUCGGUCAAUGCCUGAAAAGGACUAGCAAACUAAUACUGUAUAACUUAUCGCCAGUCGCCUUUUGUCUGGCGUGACUAAGCUUUGGCUGCUGGCUUAACAAAUUUUGAGUAUUUACUUGACUUGGCCUCUUUUGUUUUCAUAGUGGCCUUUGUGAACUUCAUGCUUCAUUGCAUUGGAAGAUGACGCUUUCCCAUCGCCAAGCCGUCCAGCAAAAGCACGGGGUUUUCCUUCUUGUGUAGAGGGCUACUAAAUAACAUCUAAAAGAGGCCAUGAGACAAGCGUUGAAAUCCGUGGUUUUGGAUGUUAAAAUGUCUGUUUUGUGAGGACAUGAGCAAUUACCUGACAGACCUAUUUGUAGUGGCAGUAAACUACUUAGGCAGUUCAACAUCUCCAAUAAUGCCCAUGUGUUUUUGUUUAUUUUCUGGCAAAGGAGAAAAUUUCUUACUCAGUUGUCUUUCCUUUAAACUUUGGUAUUAUCUCCAUCAUGACCGCUAUGGGUAUAAAAAUGUAAUUAUUCAGUUUACGGCAAUUGGCUUUCCUUUCACCAAAUUAGCUCGCCCUCAAUAUGGAUCAAUUAGCUCACCUU